Molecule: messenger RNA, 780 nt
Organism: Coprinopsis cinerea okayama7#130
Lineage: Eukaryota; Fungi; Basidiomycota; Agaricomycetes; Agaricales; Psathyrellaceae
Exons: 7
Coding region: 1-780 (259 amino acids)
Source: RefSeq, a predicted model, not a curated record
AUGGCAAAUCCGACUGCAGAUACCCUCCUGAACGUGACGGUCGAGUCUCUGGCAACGUUCUCAGGGGUCGGGGAUCCCAGUUAUGAUUACGAUGGGAAGAAUGAACGCGGGGGCGCUGCGGUUUUGAAGGCUCAACUUGGAAUUCUACAACAGAAACCGCGCCCUGUGCAAUUUGCCAUCCACCAUGAGCUGGCUGCAAAAUACACCCCGGCCCUAGUGGAGAAGUUCAAGGCCGAUACAAGCGUUUUAGGAGCGCCGGCAAGGCUACUAAAUGUUAUCUCGUACACCCCUUACUUCGUCCGUUUCACCAAAACACCGGCGGGAAAAGAUAUCACGUCCAUUUUUGCUUCUCGCAUUGCUCAACUGAGCGAUAACAACACCUUCCCGCUCUCGCAGGACGAAAUUGCUGAAAUCGGACAGUUUUUUGCGACGCUGGUAGUGCUACAGGGCCAAAAUGGCAUCUCAGAGGACGACAAGAAGGCUCUCCUGACAAGAUUCAAGAGCUGGCUUAGGGAUUCCUUUGCAGGCGACACGAGCGAGAGAUGCCUAGCGGUCCUGAACGCGUCUAGGGAGAUGCAACCGAUGUUUGACAGUAUCAAACACAACCUCGAGGGUCCGUUGAACAAAUGUGGAGGCCCGCAAUGUCAAAAGACGACCCGAACAGACGGCGCUUCGUUGCUCAAAUGCUCAAAGUGUAAAACAUCUGUCUACUGUGACACCGACCAUCAGCGUGAAGCCUGGCCAGAGCACAAACGCCUUUGCUUCCCAGCGACGUUCUGA